Molecule: messenger RNA, 1950 nt
Organism: Paramecium octaurelia
Lineage: Eukaryota; Ciliophora; Oligohymenophorea; Peniculida; Parameciidae
Source: the annotation of a GenBank genome assembly
AUGGAUAACGAACCAAAAAUCAUCAAGAAGAUCUAUGUUUAUCCAGCAACAUCAAUUCAACAAAUGAAACAGGCUCAAGAAUACCAACAGAUUAAUCGAUAAUUAUAUUAGGAUCAACACAUCCAGAAGUUAAUGGACAUGUGCUUAUCCAAUUAAAUGUCGUCAAUUCUGAACCGCUUGGAUUUCGAAGAUCUCCAACAGCCCCUGAAAGAAGUCUAGUACUUCUUAAAGGAUUUAAAGGGUAAAUUCAUCUAGUAGCCUAAAAACAAAAUCAAAGAGCCUCUGAUUUCUAAGAUCCCCAAUAAAAAAACCAACCAUCUAUAAAAAACCUAACUCUUGGCUUCCAUCAAAUAGAAACUAAUGUAAAUGGUUUAAGAGAGUAAAUUAUUUCCUUCAUUAAUAAACUUUAUCAAAAUAGAAUAUGAUUAAUAAAAUUAUCAAUUCAAUGUUUGUAAAUUGGGACUGUUAAAUGAUGCAGCUGAAAUCAUGCUUCAAUGCGGUCCGUUUGGAAUAUUGAAUGCUCAAAUAAAAGGUCCAACUAACUUAACUAUUACAGAUCUCAUUUUGGAACUAUUUAGAUAGUUAAAUCACUACAAUGUCGUUGAGGAUAAGGAGAUAGCUGAAGAAGUGUGGUUUUCAUUUAAUAGAGCAAAAAAUAAGACUCACCUCUCUGAAAUCCUAAGUCAUGAAAUAGCAUAGAAUUUGUCAUAUAAGGAUAUGGAAAUAUAAAGAGAAAUUCUAAUCUUAUAAGGGACCAUCUAAAAAUUAAAUUAUAAUGCAUAGUUUAUUAAUAAUCAAAGAGAAAAAAUAAUAAAAGUGUUAAGAAAAAGAGUUUAAGUUUAAUUAUAUCACGAAUGUUAAGUACGAAAAAUAGCCUAGCCUGAGAUAUUACCCAAUCUCACCUUAUCCAUUAAACAAUAUAGAUCAACUCAUGGAGUAUUUUGUGGUUGUGCUCUCUAGUUUCCCAUCGUAAUGAUCAAGAAAUUCAGUAUUACUCCAGGAUUGGAAGAUGUAUGCAAAAACCUUUGUUUAAGCAUUCUCCAGAAUUUAGACACAAUAAACUUUUGCUUAGCUAUUACUUACGAAAAAUACUUGUCUUCUAGAUUGUAUAAAGAGCAUAACACAUUUUAAGUAAGAACAAUUAUUUAAAAUGCCUUAGAAGACAUCAUUCAGAAGAUGGAAACUGAUGUCAAUCUUUGCAAAUUCUUAAGACUAGCAAUACUGGAUCAGCAAUUUAUUAAGUUCUACAAUUUGUUGCAUAGAUACAAUACAAUAAAUUAAAAUGACACCAGUAUUCCAAAUGAUAAAAGAGACUAAACUAAUUAAUUAAUUUUGAAUGCAGUCCAUAGCAUUUUAGAAAAAGUAAAAAAUCUACAAUUGGAGAAUAAUAUAAUAGAAUAGAAAUAUGAAAUAGCACUUCCACCUGAGAAGAUAAUAAAAGUCAACAUGAAAAAACACAAAACCAAUUAAUCAGAUAAAUUACUUUUUUAUAUUAAAUUGAUAGCUAAUGAUCUUAACAAGUUGAAAAUACCUCUAUUUGAGAUUAUUUAUUACAUUACAGCUAUGAAUAAUAGAAUUUAGUUUAGAAUUGAUUUACAACCCAAAAGUACAAUUAGAUUUUUCACAUAUCCACACAUUAUUUAUUAUAUUGAGGAGCUUUACGGCGUAAAAACAAUAGUGGAGUGGGAAUCUGACAUGUCUUGUGAAAUUGAUUACUUUAGUUUGGCCAAUUUAGAUUUGUCGAUAGAUUUGGAUGAGGAAUACAUCAUUGAGUAGUAACUCAUAAUAAUGGAAAGAUGCCUGAAAAGAGAUAGGGCUAGAUACUCUUGGGCACUCGAAUAUCUAGGGUUGAAAUGUCACGAAUUAUUGUUGGAGACCAAACAACUGUAGAAAUGUAAGAUUAGAAAAUGUUUGGAGAAUUUGUAUUUGGAAGUGAAAAGAUAAAAAUGA